Messenger RNA from Penicillium cosmopolitanum, 1065 nucleotides. Its product is annotated as pantoate--beta-alanine ligase PAN6. The transcript is spliced from 3 exons. NCBI's taxonomy places the organism in Eukaryota, Fungi, Ascomycota, Eurotiomycetes, Eurotiales, Aspergillaceae. Gene Ontology annotation, molecular function: pantoate-beta-alanine ligase activity. Bases 1 to 1065 code for a protein of 354 amino acids. Gene Ontology annotation, biological process: pantothenate biosynthetic process. The record is from RefSeq and is a predicted model, not a curated record.
AUGUCUAAACUGGUCAAUGGCGUGAGGUCGUUUUCUACAACGGCCUCUAGCUUACUGGCCGACGCAACCUCAGCUUCACGAUCGGUCGCUCAACCUUCUUCAUUCCAGGUCUUUCGCGAUGUCCCUCCCCUCCGCCAAUUGCGCCAUCAGCUGUUGAAAAAUGAACGCACGGUGGGAUUCGUCCCUACCAUGGGAGCACUCCACGAAGGUCACCUUUCUCUGAUCCGAGAAGCCGCCCGCGAGAACACCGACAUCUUUGUUAGCAUCUUCGUCAACCCCACACAAUUCGGUGUGAAUGAGGAUCUAUCAAGCUAUCCUCGUACAUGGGAUAGUGACGUGGAGAAGUUGGAGAAGCUGAAUGAUGAGCUCGGCCGCACAGGUGCGCCAGGCGCGGGACAAAUCACUGCCAUCUUCGCCCCGACGUCCAAGGUCAUGUAUCCGACUCUACCUCCAUCCUCGGAGAUCGAUGGUCAGGGUUCAUUUGUCACAAUCACACCCCUCUCUUCAAAGCUAGAGGGAGCUCUUCAACGCCACUACCCCGACCGGGUAUACUUCGGCCAGAAGGAUGUACAGCAAACCGUCAUUAUCAAGCGGAUGGUCCAGGACUUCCUUCUUGAUACAAAAGUUCGCAUUAUCAGUACCUCUCGCGAGGCAGAUGGACUGGCACUAAGCUCUCGCAACGUCUACUUGGGCGACCGACGACGCGCUGUAGGCCUCACAAUCUACAAGGCUCUCAAGGCUGCCGAAGAUGCAUAUCUUUCGGGAAAGACUACCCGAGCAGAUAUCCUAGGUGCUGCCCGAAGCAUUACCGAUCGAGUGCUAUCUGAACAGCAGGCACUUCCGCCUGCGGAGAGGGCCCUCUUUGAGGUGGAUUAUAUCUCCCUCGCUGACCCUGAUACUCUCGACGAGCUGGAUCUCGUCGAUUCCACCAAGGGAGGUGUCCUGAGUGCGGCCCUGAAGAUGGCACCCUUAGAGGAGAACAAGCCCGGCGAGGAUUGCGGAUUGGGAGAUGGUAAGGUCCCGGUGCGACUCAUCGACAACCUGAUCCUCCAACCCCGGGCAUGA